AUGCAUGGCCUAUACAAUCCAUCGUUGAACGACCAUCGGCGUCGAAAUCGAGGCUCGGACACCACGUGUUCGGCCAUAUUGCACGUACCCUCAGCUAUCGACUCGGAAAUCCAUAGCUCCGUAUUUGAGAGUGGCACGUACACGGACGUAACAAGGGACGUAAACGAUCUGCGAUGGUUCAGCUUGGAUAACAUGCCGGCAACCGUAUCCACCACGGGUCAGAGGUUUGAGGAAUACAAUGGUGUAGAGGUGAAUUCGGCGAAAAUUCCCAAUCCAAAAGACGUACUGUUCAAAGGGCCCAGAUUCGAAUGGAAUCUAUGGAACCGAUUUCUCAUGAACGAAAUAUCGUCAUAUGCAUUACAAGACUUCAUUUUCAAACAAAGAUAUAUACUUGUCACAUUUUUAUUUAACGAAAACAACCCCAUGAUGGUCAAAAAUACUAGUAAUACAUGGUCAUCAAAUACCUCAUCAAAUGCGAGCAGUAAGAAUGAAGUUGUAUUUGUAGCCUUUUUAGACUUGUCGAUGUUGCUACAGCCAAAUUGCACUGCAAUAAGAUGUUUUUCCAUCGUUCAUAACAUUGACGUAGAAAUUGUAAAACAAAACGAAUUGUCAUUCAAAAACUUUGACCUUGGUAAACUUAUAAAGACAAAUAUCGAAGAAGAUUUGAAAAAGCCUAAAUCUAGAAUACCAGUGCUAGAAACGUCUGACAAUGGAGGAGUGUCCAGUCAAAUGGCAACCGAAUGGACAUUUCCUUUUGUAGUUGUUGACAUUUCCGUGGCUUAUUCACUUUACGAUCAGUAUUUAAAAUAUUUAACAACAAGUCAGAUCACUCUGAUGCAGAUGAAUCUUAUUUCUGAAAGCCCACAAGUUGUAAUAUGUAACCAGUCAAAGUUAAAUAUGUAUCAAGAAACUUUAAAAAACAUCAUAGAAACAUUGAUAAAUAAGUCGGAGAGAAUUAAUGAUCAAAACAGUGUAGAAAGAUACGUUAACGAACUUAAAAUGUCUGGAACUUACGAGUCAAUGCAUUCGUCGUUGUUCGGCGAAAUCCAGUGGUAUAUUCGAGACAACUAUGGUAGUCCAUUGAUCGGUGAAACGACUCAGAGUUUAGUAAAUCGUAUUUUCAUGGAUCUGGUGGACAAAAUGAAGAAAGCAGUGGAAUCAUUCGAGUUUCCGCAAUCUGGCGAUGUUGAUAACUUAUUACAAUUUGAUCGUGUGAACGUUUACGCCAGAGAAGCGGACGAGAUGGAACAGGCGGAACGUGCCAAAAUAUUUUACUUUGACAUUAUUUUUGUAUGCUGCAAUACAGUUGACCAUUCACGAGGACAACAACAAUGGCGAAAUCGUGUUGAAAUCUUUGAUAAUGAGUCACGGAGACUUCAGCGAAGUGUACGCCUUGCUCAGUGUUCACUAUUCAAUACUGAACAUGUAUGA
Macrosiphum euphorbiae (potato aphid) is the source of this 1431-nucleotide messenger RNA. Lineage: Eukaryota; Metazoa; Arthropoda; Insecta; Hemiptera; Aphididae. The record is from the annotation of a GenBank genome assembly.